Paramuricea clavata is the source of this 4614-nucleotide messenger RNA. The record is from the annotation of a GenBank genome assembly. Lineage: Eukaryota; Metazoa; Cnidaria; Anthozoa; Malacalcyonacea; Plexauridae.
AUGCAAUGGCUGUUCUUCGAUCAGAUGCGGAAUGGUCGUUACAAAUUAAUCUGUGCCGAUGCUUGCAUCGUAGUGAAGGCCAGACAUAGGGUAAGGAGUCGUAUCAUGUUAAUUUAUUCUUUGACUUUGUAAUGCGUGAAUUUCGAUCUAAAUUAUAAUGACCUAUAAUCAUUCAUGCUCGAAUUUGCGAUUACGUUAUUCUAAGUGACUUAGUCUUAAAGGGUGCGGAUUGCCCAUAUUACAAGGAAAUAAGACAUUAGAUCCAUGCUUUGGUAGAAUACCAACAACUAUACAACAAUUUUGUAUUUUGUACAAUUUUUUCAACUCAUGUUGGGAGAGACGCUUGAAAGAAUGCAAUCCUUUUGGGUAGUAAAUCUGAUACUUGUCACACUUCAGCUUUGUACUUACAAAGACUGGUAUAGCAGAAAUAUCAGGUUUUCUAUGUUAACUUAUAUUUCGUUUUUCGGGGCUCAAUUCAAAUCUUGCUGCAGGGAAAAGCUUGCAUUGAAAUACGAAAGCUUAGGAUGGAUAGGGAUACAAAUAUCUGAAAAAUACAAGGAGUACUUCGACGUUUCGAACAGAUACGCUUCGUCGGCAAGUUACAAAUGUCGCUACCAUGCUAUACUUCCUGACGAAGGGCCUUCGCUCGAAACUUCGAAACUUGUAUUUUUAAUUUUUCAAAUAGUUGUAUCGUGUCAAUCCAAAUCUUUCUUAUUAUUGGCAAGGAUUGUAAUGAAAUAUUGCCAGAGACCAGAGCUGCGUAGGUUACACUGGCGAGUCUUGGCCUCUCUUGAGUCUUGAGUUGGCCUACAAUUUGGUACUGUAUAAGAGUCUCUUGCUUGAGCUAACUGCCACGAUAGGCCAUAGUAUAGCUUGGCAAGCUCCCAACUCCUGGCCGACAGGCCCCGAAAAAACUAGGUCGAUAGUGAUGUACUAUUUUGCAGAUUCAUAUCUUCGGCAGAGGGACAUCGGCAGAGGGACGACGGACUCUCUUCAUGCUCAUGAGCCCGUAGCGUGAAUCAAACCCACAGACUCAGGGCAAAUGCGCUUGCACUCACGAACGACUACGCCAACGAAUCCCCACUUUUAAUCCUAUAGAUGUAAAGAAUAGACCUUAUGCACAAUGACGUCACAAGGCUUGAUGCCCGCGAGGAAUGGUGGUCUUAGUAGUCAUCGCCAUGGAAAAUUAAACAAUUCGAAAUGACCACUAUCGAAAUUUUCCCAGGUAAUGACUACUAAGACUAGCAUUCCUCGCGGGCAUCAAGCCUUGUGACGUCAUUAUGCAUAAGGUCUAUUGGAUGAAGUGCCUACAAACUCCUCUAACAUUAUAGCCUUUGGAUUGCAGGGAUUACUAUGGCUACCGCCGCAGCAGGAAGCUUGCCUGCAGUGACUCCACCUACAGUCAUCACCGACGAUCAACGAAGAUGGGUCGUCAUUGGCAUUUGUCUCAACAAACUUCUUACUCCUCUAUUGAGAAAUGUCCUUGCAAAAGAAAUGUUGGGUUGGUAUAACCUACUUUGCCUCCCGUCGUCAAAGCAAAUCAACAAGCAAAUUUACAAAAAAGAAACAAAAACAAUACCACCUUCCACGAUAAAACUUAAUUAUGGUAAUAUCAACAAGAAUUAUGACAACCACAAGUCAACAUAUAAUGCUUAUGAUUAUAAUGUCAAAGAUCCGGAAUCUCUUGCCAAGUUAUUUGUCCAACCUUUCAUGGCAAAGUUCAGUGGCUUUGACCAAACCAUGGAUCUUUCUGCUGUAUUAACAAUGAUGUGUGAAGCUGACCCUUUUCACACAUCUGGAGCUGCUGCACAAGCAAAUACAGUUCGUUCAGUGGUGAGGAACGAAUGGGCUCAUUGUAAUUUUUCACACUGGAGCGAUGCAAAAUAUCUCUCGUGUAUACAGCAUAUCGAGACACUGGUGAAGAAAUUAAACUUGCCAAGUGCAGACGAAAACGAAUUUCUUAAAGAACUGAAUAACUGGAAAGACAAAGGUAAUAUUCUAUGUAUAAUAUUUACAUUUGUUUUUUUAUUUGUGCAUGCCUAGUGAUAUUUUUUGAUUUCCUGCAAUCUGAUUGGCUGCAGCAGCAGGCAGCUUUUUACGAUAUCUUGACCGUGGUCCAAAAGUGUUAUUUUUUCGCAAAAAAACGAGGAGUGAAGACAAUUUUCAGACUCAAAACACUACCCAAAACGUUUAAAAAUCCACCUUUUCGAUACUAAAGACAGUAAAAUACAGUGAAUUGGCUUCAGUGGACUUAGUGCCAAGCGCGAAAUGUACUUUUCUCCGACAAAACUGCGAAAAAGACAAAUAUAAACAUCGAGAAACACUUGCCAGCGCUACAUGUUUUGAUUCAAAUGUUCUACUACAUAUGUUCAGCUAUUCUUCGAAAAUAUAAAGUAUAAAUAUAAAUAGUACAACGUACAACUUGUCCUUAAACAUAAAAUUUAAAAAAACUAAACCUUAAAUGGCAGUUUAAAGACGAUUCCUGGGCUGAUUCGGGCAAAAAUUGUUUUUAUAAAUGUUGUAAAAAACAAAUUGUUUUUCGGCAACUAAAAUUUGUAUUUGUCUGUCAAAAAGCAUUUUUCAAGCAUGUCCAUGAUGCAAAACGAAUCGAAAAAUAAUUAUUUUUAUUUUGUUUACCUUCUGUUUUCUUGUUGAGUAGAAAAGCAUCUAUUGCAAUGAAACUAAAAGUUUUUUAUUCAGCUUUUAUCGCGUCGUUUUAGCAGUUUGUCAGCCAUGCUUGCACUAUUAAAUUAACAAACGCAACUGAUCUCAAAUGUACUUCGCAACUGGAAUUUUAUCGGAAUUCAUUAUAACCAUGAAGAACUAUCAAAUAAAAAAAUAAACACGUUAUGUACCGUUUAGGUCGGUCCGUAUUAAAAAAUAUUUUCCCUCGGCUUCAGAAGCGUCCCUCGGCCUUUGGCCUCGGGACGCUUCUGAGACCUCGGGAAAAUAUUUUUUCAGUACGGACCUGGCAGCCGGUAAAUAACAUAUAUGUAUUUUCAACAGCAAUUUUGCCAGAUUUGCAGGGAACGUUUAUCCAAAAACUAUCCACAGAAAAUUUGAUAUUGACACGCUUAAUCUACCUCUUAACCAAUCAGAUGCAUACUGAUCCAGUAGGGGAUAGCGCGGUAGUGGUAGUGGAAAUCAAAUUAUAACCACUCCAUAUACAUAACAUAUCUUAUAUAGCCAUGUAAAAUAAUGCUGUAAAGUGACCAGCCUAUGAUUUACUAGGCGGGAAAAAAGUUAGAAAGUUAAUGAAGUUUGCAUAAAUCUAUGUAUUCCUAGACUUCCUACACCCAAUAUCCCCCCCCCCCCGUGCAUUAACAGACCUAAACGCACUAUUAGAGUUUUCCUAUAAUUUAGGAGAUAUUACAUAGGAAUCAAUUUUACUCAAAAUUCUCCUAACAUGUAAUCGGUGAGAUCCGCGCAUAUACUUAUUACUUGUUGCUUAGCAACACGCUUGUCAACAUAAGCGGGGAAGGAGCUGAGGAAAACAAUGUUACAGUUGAGAAAAUUUGUUUAAAACGCUGGAAAUAGAACGAUUAGUGAUAAGCAAACUAAGUCGAUAAAAUUUUUCACCAUCUGACCUGCCGGAAUUGCCGUAAAAACCGUGGAAUACAUCGGAUUGCUUGAAAUUAUUGAAUUUUUUCCUCCGCUGAAAAUAUAUUUGACAGUUUCUAUCAGAGGUAUUAAAGGUACAUUCUAAAUCACAUUUGUUCAGUUUUCGUACUUUUUUCUGUUUUGGGGUAUUGCAGCUGUAUCUUUUUCAAGUUUUUCUCGGCUUUAUCGUUUUGUUUAUAUUGUGGCUACAAAGCGGAGCAGGAAAAAACACAGAAAGACCACAGUGCAUUUUUGCAUUAUAACGCAAGCGCAUUAGCCAAUCAAAUUGUAUGUUAUAUCGGCCUUAUAUUACAAAUGGGAUUCAACAUCUGCUUGAAUUCGGAUGCUCUAUUUUAUCAACAUUUGGCGUUUUUGAGGCUAGACAUAAAUUCAUGCAAUUUUUUGAAUUAUCACGUUGAAGUACGUUAAUUAAAAUCACUUUAAAGUAAAAAAUGUGCAUUAAACUCGUACUAAACGUUUUGCGCCGUCGUUAUCGGUUUAAAACUUCAAAUAAUAUGAUGACCAGUUUAAAUUUUAUUUUACGUAAGUAAUGCGUUCUGCGAUGAGGUCUUGUGCAUGUAAACACCAUUCUUGUUCGGUUCUGUGCUCUUAUAUAUGUUUCGUCUGGAGUGUCAUGAUUUCAUUCUGAAUUUCUUCACCUUGGGUGCGAAUUAGCGCACCAUCUGCGCCAUUUACAGUAUAUUACAUUUCCGGAAGGUAUAUUGUUUCCUAUUUUCUUCUCGAUCUUGGAGUAUUUUCCUCCAUAUUUUCUUGCCCCUUCCAAAAAACACUGCUCCGAUAUGAUAUUGUUCUCUUGACGUUGCAGCAAAACCCGUUGAGUCGUUUCAGUACCUACCAAAUCAUAUCUUUUUGAGUGAUGAGUCACUGUAUACAUUGUUGAUCCCGUACAUUGGAAACAUAUCUGGAGAUUGACAUCCUCGCACGUGUUCACCGGCCUCGCUGACAAGGGCAUAAUCAUCAUUUGAUUUUUUAAAGGUCCGCAAUUGUGCUGUG